Messenger RNA from Drosophila innubila, 1032 nucleotides. RefSeq lists its product as uncharacterized. The record is from RefSeq and is a predicted model, not a curated record. The transcript has a single exon. Lineage: Eukaryota; Metazoa; Arthropoda; Insecta; Diptera; Drosophilidae. Bases 66 to 875 code for a protein of 269 amino acids.
UUGUUAACAGUUUCCAAAUAAAUCAAACUGCAUAUAUUAUAAUAACAUUGGAAUCACUGGGAGAUAUGUGGUUUACUACAAGAGUGAAUGUAAAUGAGCGGCGGCUAGUUGAUUUAUUUCAAACAAAUACAACCGAGGCCCGGGAGCAGCUUUUUUGGUAUCGUACAAAUAGUCUUAAGGACAUUCUGAAUUUUUAUAGAGUUUUCAAUGAAAAACCUCUUCCUUAUCAAAAGUGUUUUUAUCAUGUUUCCCGAGUACAUUUUUUCGAAAGUGGCUACCAUAAUGUAACCGUGACAAUUUCAACGAAUGGUCUUUCAGCAUACGACAUAAAAUUUUUAAAUUACAUUUACAUCGACCUUGAAGAAAAUGUACGCUGUGAACCUCUAUUUGAUAUUCCACGAUGUCAUGACUCAAAUCGGCCUUUACAUUAUGAGACUUCCGAAGUAAUUGUUCUACGAGCAGUGUUUUCACGACGGUGUCCUAUGGAUAACUUUAUUCGAUAUUAUUGGACAUUGCACGAUAGUACAGAGAGCCAUUUAUUAGAGUUUUUGGGGGGAACUUUAAGACCAGAGCUGAAACUCAGUCGUUAUCGUCUUCAGAUCCGGGUACAGUGCCCCUUGAAUCGAAUGGUAAUGAUACGCAUUAAUGCCAGAGUUGUUGGAAGGCGAACUCCACUUGUGGCAAGGUGCUACCUUGUUCUUGCUUCUCAACGUGUUUAUGCUGCCAUACGUGGGGGUCAGAAUCGGAAAGUCUUUAGAGGCAAGACAAUUUUUUUCAAUGCGAGCCCCAGCCGCGACCUUUCCCUUCCAGAGACUGCUUUGCAACAGCUUCUUUAUCACUGGACUUGUCAGGCUAUUAUAUUUCAAGUAUAUUAAACCUGCAAGUCUAACAUGGGAUCAAGUAAAUCACCCGUAAAUCUUUUUUUUGCCCAGUACCCAAAGGGUAAAGUUUUGUGAUUAUAAAAGACAUCGAAAAAUUUAUAACUCGAUUUUCGCGGAAACGAUUUUCAACUACUUAAACUAAUUAAAUCGA